GCGCAAUCCACCAGGCGGCUUAAUUGGUUUCUUGAAGGCUGUACUAAGAAGGUGUAGUGAAAAUCCGGUUAUUAAGAAAGCAUUUUGUCCAUCUUCAUUUCUCCGUACAUUAACUACAAUUUAGUAAUACGAAUAAAUCAAUAAAUAAGAGAAUUUUUUUUUAAUAUUUAAAACCAAUGCAAGAAUAUAAACUUGUUGUUUUGGGCAGUGGAGGUGUUGGAAAAAGUGCCCUAACUGUACAAUUUGUUCAAGGAAUUUUUGUGGAAAAAUAUGAUCCAACUAUUGAAGAUAGUUAUAGAAAACAAAUCCAAAUUGAUGAUAGACAAUGUAUGUUAGAAAUUCUUGAUACAGCUGGUACAGAACAAUUCACUGCUAUGCGUGAUUUAUAUAUGAAAAAUGGUCAAGGUUUUGCUUUAUGUUAUUCAGUUACAUCACAAUCAAGUUUUAAUGAUUUAAUGGAUUUAUAUAAACAAAUUCAACGUGUUAAAGAUAAUCAAAAUUUCCCACUUAUACUUGUUGGUAAUAAAUGUGAUUUAGAACAUGAACGUGUUGUAGCUAAAGAUCAAGGACAAUCACUUAGUCGACAAUUUAAUUGUUCAUUUUUAGAAACAAGUGCCAAAGCUAAAAUUAAUGUCAAUGAAAUAUUCAUUGAUCUUGUACGCCAAAUCAACAAGCAAAUACCACCAGUGAAACAGAAAACAUCCAAACGUAAAUGUAUCAUUCUUUGAUUAUUUAUAUAUCUACGUACGUACGUACGUUCAUCACUUGUCUCUCUCUCUCUCUCUAUUCUCUUUUAAAGUUCUUUUAUCUUAUCUUCUCUUAUUCUUGUCUUGUCUUGUUCUGCUGUGUGUUGGUGUUGCUUUUUAUUCCAGACCAAAAUGAUCAAUACUAAUAAUGAUAAACACAAUCACCAUAGAUAGGAUCUUAUGCCUCUCUUUGUGUGUGUGUGUGUGGUGUGUGUGUAUUUGGGUGUAUGUGACGAGUCAAAAACUCGUGUUUAUUCUUCGGGUUAAGACCAUCUGGUUUCUCCUUUUUUUCUUCUGUGAAUUUUGACUUUCCAUACACACACGCACACACACAC
This is a messenger RNA of Schistosoma turkestanicum, 1081 nucleotides long. The record is from the annotation of a GenBank genome assembly. Lineage: Eukaryota; Metazoa; Platyhelminthes; Trematoda; Strigeidida; Schistosomatidae.